AUGUGCUCAAGCGCCAAGCACCUGGGGUUGGCGGAUCCGCUGAUGGCGCCGCUGAGCGUGGCCCUGAUCAGCGGCAAGGCGGUGCUCGAGAAUUCGGACUACCAGGGGAUUGGCUUAGAGCUCCGAGAGCUGGUGGGAAAGGAGCUCAGGAUCACCCCCGCCCGCCUCAGGCUUCUGACAGCCGACAACGUGGAGAUCGCGGAUGAGGAGACGAUCAGCGAGAGCACCAAGAGCCCAAUCACUGCCAUGGUGGGUGAAGGCCAAGAGCUUCCCGAGUGGUGCGCGGAGAACAUGCCGCAUUACUCCCAGAAGCCCCUGGAGGACGGCCUAGUUCUUCCGGACGGUGCUUCGGAGAUCGACCCGAAGACCCUGGGAAUGGUCUUCGCGAUCGCCAUCCACAAGGCUUGGAAGAAUGCGGAAAAGAAGUUUCAGAAAGCGAUGGAGAAGGAGGGCGCGAGGUCAGAUGAAGACUUUUCCUACGACCUCGACAAGAAAUCCUUCUAUCUGGAUGAGUGGGACGGCGAGGAUAUGACCAAGCAUGAAAAAGACAUCGCCGCAAAGCUGAAGGAUGACUGGGAAAGCAGCCACCAAGUGGUGAUGCAGUGCAAGGAAGCAGCGCGGAGUCUGGCCUUGCUGGACGAACGCCUGAAGGGCACCCAGGUCUUGACCUACUCGCGCUGGGAGGAGGACCAGACCGGCCGGCGCCGCGUGUACGGCAUACGCCAAACCUAUACGGCCGUGGAGUUUGAUAGCAUCGUGGGUCGGCCGCUGGAACGCCGCGGCGUUUUCGACAAGGGCGCCAGCAAGAGUCUCAAGCAGCUGUAUCGCCAACGGAUCACUACGCUCAUCGAGGUGGAACGCCUGGAGGACCCGGGGGAAGUGGUGGACCGAGUCUCUACUUUCUGCAGCCUCCUGAAAGCGCUUUCGGAGGGCAGCCCAGAGGCUGCCUGGAUGGCUCCCCACGCGGCCUUGCUUGAUGAGACGCUCCUUCUCGUCUUGGAUCGCGAGAUCUUCUGCCUCCGCGCCACGUCAGGGAUGGCCUGUGAGAGAUUCUCGCGGGAGAAGUCCGUUGAGGUGCUGAAAGGCAUGUGCGCCGCGAUCAUGGCGGUGGCUGGCCUCUCCGAGAAGCUCUCGGCAGGGAUGCUGGACGCCUUGCUUCAAUUGGCCUCGGAGCGCAGCGACGGUGUGCACGAUAUUGGCCGGCACCUGCUGAUGACAUACUUCCCCCAGGAGCCACGCACGCGCGAGCUUCUGGAGGAACAAGCGCAGCACCAUUGGCCUCACGUCCGGGCGAAGGUCAAGGCUCUCUUGGAUGGUGAGGAGAGUUGGCCAGAUCAAGGGGAGGUGAACUUGAAGUCGAGCGACCAGCUGCCCACCCCACGCUCGCUCUACACGAAAAGCCUGCGCAAGCUCCCCAUCCGCGUGCCGCAAAUCUCCCAGCCGCCUCGCAUGUCGAUGAGAGGAGACAAAGUGCCAAAUGUGCUCUACGACAGCGGCAACGAGCAGAGCGACAGUGAGGAAGAAUGA
Effrenium voratum is the source of this 1527-nucleotide messenger RNA. Lineage: Eukaryota; Dinophyceae; Suessiales; Symbiodiniaceae. The record is from the annotation of a GenBank genome assembly.